Calidris pugnax (ruff) is the source of this 619-nucleotide messenger RNA. It is a transcript of the gene RAX, whose product is annotated as retina and anterior neural fold homeobox. Bases 63 to 455 code for a protein of 130 amino acids. Gene Ontology annotation, biological process: positive regulation of transcription by RNA polymerase II. The record is from RefSeq and is a predicted model, not a curated record. The transcript has a single exon. Gene Ontology annotation, molecular function: RNA polymerase II cis-regulatory region sequence-specific DNA binding; DNA-binding transcription factor activity, RNA polymerase II-specific. NCBI's taxonomy places the organism in Eukaryota, Metazoa, Chordata, Aves, Charadriiformes, Scolopacidae.
AGGUGUGGUUUCAGAACAGACGGGCCAAGUGGAGGCGGCAGGAGAAGCUGGAGGUGACCUCCAUGAAGCUGCAGGACUCGCCCAUCCUCUCCUUCAACCGCUCGCCCCAGGCAACCCCCAUGGGUCCCCUCAGCAGCAACCUGCCCCUGGAGACGUGGCUGAGCCCGCCGGUGCCCAGCAGCACGGCCCUGCAGACCCUGCCCGGCUUCGUGGCCUCGCCGCAGAGCCUGCCCGGCAGCUACACGCCGCCGCCGUUCCUGAACUCUCCGGCAGUGACCCACGCACUGCAGCCCCUGGGGGCCAUGGGGCCACCCCCGCCUUACCAGUGCGGCGCCACCUUUGUGGACAAGUUCCCCUUGGACGAGGCAGACCCGCGCAACACCAGCAUUGCCGCCUUGCGGAUGAAAGCCAAGGAGCACAUCCAGUCCAUUGGCAAACCCUGGCAGACAAUCUGAACUCCCUCCUCAGCGCCUGGGAGGAUCCCGCGGGGAAGGCCGGUCCCGGGAUGACCAUGGGGCACCCUCGCCCUGCUCCGGCUCCCCUGGACGGCCGGGCAUGGCGGGGCUGUCCCUUGCACCAGCCUCUCCCCCACGCCUUGACUUGCUUUGUACUUUGCCGU